GAACUUGUCGUCGAAGCGGCUCCCUGUCAACAAAACUUACAAAAGCUGUCGCCGACCGGUGAACUUUCCAUGUCACCACCACCCUACUAUUGGCCAUCCCACUCCACGGCACCAAUCACCGCCCACUUGACACCAUCGUUUCCGGUUGAUGACGCUAGUGAACCAACGCCGACUCAAUAGUCCCGAUGGCAACUGUCAACCUCGCCCACUCCCAAGUUUUAACUCGCUCCAGGACCCUCCUCUUCUUGUCGUUUCGUGAUACUCGAUCUUCCUCAGUUUAUCCACCACGGCUCUCCCGAUCUAAGGGCAAACAGCGGCAAACAGACGAUGUUGAGCAAGAGGCCCUCUUGUACAAGGACGAUGAUACUACAGCUAUAGACGUGGAUGACUCAAGUGUUCUUCCGCCUCGAUGGGUUGAUUUUGUUGAGGAAGUGGAGGAGCUCGUCGACCAGAUUAGGCCGAAAAUGGUCCAGCUCGACAAAUUGACUGCAAAGCAUGUCCUUCCGGGUUUUACGGAUCGAUCAUUUGAAGAACGUCAGAUUGAGGAGCUAACUACUGAAAUUACACAGGGAUUUCGUAAAUGUCAACUGCUAAUACGAAAAAUUGCAGACUGUGGUCAAGAAAUCGAGGCAUACAUUAACCGCUCUAGAGCUCAGAAGUCACCCACUGGAAAAUCAAAGUACACCAGCCGAGAUGUUACGCUCGUCAAAAAUGCUCAAAUCGCUGCUGCAACCAAGGUGCAAAGCCUCAGUUCUUUGUUUCAAAAGCGGCAACGUGUUUAUCUUCAACAGCUGAAAGGUUACGAAAAACCGUCACAAAAUGAGAGCAAGGCACUGUUCGCAAUUGAAGAUGAUACCAAUGAGUCGUCUUCUCUUCACAACGGGUUUAGCCAAGGAAACGAGCCACGCCAACAUCAGGAGCAGCUUCACUCACGCCAAUCGGUCCAUCAUGGAGUAAAUCAAGACAUCGAGCAAAGAGCCAAGGAGAUUGAUGGGAUUGCUAAGUCGAUUUCUGAGCUCGCGGAUAUGUUCAAAGACCUGGGGAACCUGGUUCUUGAUCAGGGCACUUUACUUGAUCGGAUUGAUUAUAACGUCGAGCAAAUGAGUACUGAUAUCCGAGGUGCAGCCCAAGAACUCAAAACAGCUACUCAACAUCAGAAACGGUCAGGGAAAUGUCGUGUGAUAUUUUUGCUGGUUCUCCUUGUUUUUGCUGCAGUGUUGAUACUUGUAUACAAACCCCGACAUUCUGAUCCUAAUCAAGACAACCCAGUGUCUGGUUCUGGCACACUGGAUUCUUCAAGUCAAUCGAAGACGAGCUCGCCUACGACCAGCCUGCGUCCUCGCUCCAAUGUGCUCACGACUUCAACUGGUCGAGACAGGCAAUACCGUGGUGGAUGGAAAUCUUGCUGAAUUAUUAUGUCGUUGAUGUCAUAGAUAGAUGUGAUAGAUGUUUCCUCUCGAUCUGAGCUAGAUCUGUUUUCAUGUGGUUUGUACAAUCUUUACUGUUAUAUCAAGUCUCGACGCUGCAGAAUGGAUUUCGGAUAGAGAAUGCUACAACUCAGAAACCCAACCAAACAAUGGGAAUUUUAUGAAGUAA
Molecule: messenger RNA, 1596 nt
Organism: Puccinia graminis f. sp. tritici CRL 75-36-700-3
Lineage: Eukaryota; Fungi; Basidiomycota; Pucciniomycetes; Pucciniales; Pucciniaceae
Exons: 6
Coding region: 186-1409 (407 amino acids)
Biological process (GO): intracellular protein transport; vesicle-mediated transport; vesicle fusion
Cellular component (GO): membrane; endomembrane system; SNARE complex
Molecular function (GO): SNAP receptor activity; SNARE binding
Source: RefSeq, a predicted model, not a curated record